Cinclus cinclus is the source of this 1986-nucleotide messenger RNA. It is a transcript of the gene MMP2, whose product is annotated as matrix metallopeptidase 2. Gene Ontology annotation, molecular function: metalloendopeptidase activity; zinc ion binding. Lineage: Eukaryota; Metazoa; Chordata; Aves; Passeriformes; Cinclidae. The transcript is spliced from 13 exons. Gene Ontology annotation, cellular component: extracellular matrix. The record is from RefSeq and is a predicted model, not a curated record. Bases 1 to 1986 code for a protein of 661 amino acids. Gene Ontology annotation, biological process: extracellular matrix organization; proteolysis; tissue remodeling.
AUGAAGACUCACAUUGGCUGUGGCUUCAUUUUUAAAGUACUAUUCAUCCAAGUAUAUCUUUUUAACAAAACUUUAGCCGCACCAUCACCAAUCAUUAAGUUUCCUGGAGACAGCACUCCCAAAACUGACAAAGAGCUAGCAGUGCAAUACCUGAAUAAAUACUAUGGCUGCCCAAAAGACAGUUGCAAUUUAUUUGUCCUGAAAGAUACUCUGAAGAAAAUGCAGAAAUUUUUUGGGCUGCCUGAAACAGGAGAUCUGGAUCAAAAUACUAUUGAGACAAUGAAGAAACCCCGCUGUGGCAACCCUGAUGUAGCCAAUUACAACUUCUUUGCAAGAAAGCCAAAAUGGGAAAAGAAUCAUAUAACAUACAGGAUUAUAGGCUAUACCCCGGAUUUGGAUCCUGAGACAGUAGAUGAUGCCUUUGCUCGAGCCUUUCAAGUCUGGAGUGAUGUCACACCACUGAGAUUUAACCGAAUACAUGAUGGAGAAGCAGACAUUAUGAUUAAUUUUGGCCGAUGGGAACAUGGUGAUGGCUAUCCCUUUGAUGGCAAGGAUGGUCUCCUGGCUCAUGCCUUUGCACCAGGGCCAGGAAUUGGAGGAGACUCCCAUUUUGAUGAUGAUGAACUGUGGACUCUUGGGGAGGGACAAGUGGUCAGAGUGAAGUAUGGAAAUGCAGAUGGUGAAUAUUGCAAAUUUCCCUUCUGGUUCAAUGGCAAGGAAUACAACAGCUGCACAGAUGCAGGACGCAGCGAUGGAUUCCUCUGGUGUUCCACAACCAAAGACUUUGAUGCAGAUGGGAAAUAUGGCUUUUGUCCCCAUGAGUCACUUUUUACAAUGGGUGGCAAUGGUGAUGGGCAGCCAUGCAAAUUUCCCUUCAAAUUCCAAGGGCAGUCCUAUGACCAGUGCACAACAGAAGGCAGGACAGAUGGAUACCGAUGGUGUGGAACCACUGAAGACUACGACAGAGAUAAGAAAUACGGAUUCUGUCCAGAGACCGCCAUGUCAACAGUCGGUGGAAAUUCCGAGGGAGCUCCUUGUGUGUUCCCCUUCAUCUUCCUUGGGAACAAGUACGAGUCGUGCACGAGUGCGGGGCGCAACGAUGGCAAGCUCUGGUGUGCCUCCACCAGCAGCUACGACGACGACCGCAAGUGGGGCUUUUGUCCAGAUCAAGGGUACAGUCUCUUCUUGGUUGCUGCCCAUGAAUUUGGCCAUGCUAUGGGAUUAGAGCACUCUGAGGACCCAGGAGCUCUCAUGGCCCCCAUCUACACCUACACCAAGAACUUCCGACUUUCUCAGGAUGACAUUAAAGGGAUCCAGGAGCUAUAUGAGGUGUCCCCUGAUGUCGGACCAGGGCCAGGGCCAGGACCAGGACCACAGCCAACCCUUGGACCUGUCACUCCAGAGCUCUGCAAGCAUGACAUUGUGUUUGACGGAGUUGCACAAAUUAGAGGAGAAACGUUUUUCUUCAAAGAUAGAUUCAUGUGGAGGACCAUAAACCCCCGAGGAAAACCCACAGGUCCUCUUCUUGUUGCUACAUUCUGGCCUGAUCUGCCAGAGAAAAUUGAUGCUGUCUAUGAGGCCCCUCAGGAUGAGAAGGCUGUGUUUUUCUCAGGAAACGAGUACUGGGUUUAUUCAGCCAGCAACUUGGACAGGGGCUAUCCAAAGAAACUCAGCAGCCUGGGACUGCCCCCUGAUGUGCAGCGUGUCGACGCAGCUUUUAACUGGGGCAGAAACAAGAAGACUUACAUUUUUGCUGGAGACAGAUACUGGAAGUACAAUGAAGAAAAGAAGAAAAUGGAGCUUGCAUCUCCUAAAUUCAUCGCUGACUCUUGGAAUGGUGUUCCAGAUAACCUCGAUGCUGUCCUGGGCCUUGGGGACAGUGGAUAUACCUACUUUUUCAAAGAUCAGUACUAUCUACAAAUGGAAGACAAGAGUUUGAAGAUUGUUAAAAUUGGCAAGAUAAGCUCUGACUGGUUGGGUUGCUGA